CGUUGUGGUCGUCGUGGACACAAUCGACGUACGUGCAAAGAACGUAUAUAGAUCACUCAUGCAUUUUGUUCUUUGGGCAUGUGUAUAUUUUUUUUUGUGCCCAAGUGUAUUUUGUUUUUGCCUAGGUGUAUUUUGCAUUUGGUCAAUUGUACUUUUUUUUUGUCGGAUGAUGUCUUUUGAUCAAUUUGUAAGUUUGAAAAACGUGACCCGAUUGUGCAAGACGAAGAGCAUUAUUACCGUGAACGGGAAGUUCCCGGGACCUCCCAUUGUGGCUACAGAGGGCGACCGUGUCGUGGUCAAAGUGGUCAACAACGUGUCCAACAAUGUCAGCAUCCACUGGCACGACGUUAGGCAGCUGUUGAGCGGUUGGGCAGACGGGCCCGCAUACAUAACCCAGUGCCCGAUUCAAACUGGGCAGUACGUGUACAACUUAACGAUUACAGGGCAGAGAGGAACUCUGUUCUGGCACGCCCAUGCCUCGUGGUUGAGAGCCACUCUUUAUGGACCCAUCAUCAUCCUUCCCGCCAAAAACGCGCCUUACCCCUUCCCAAAACCCCACAAGGAGGUCCCGAUCAUCUUCCGUUAA
Messenger RNA from Striga hermonthica, 586 nucleotides. Lineage: Eukaryota; Viridiplantae; Streptophyta; Magnoliopsida; Lamiales; Orobanchaceae. The record is from the annotation of a GenBank genome assembly.